UCAAAGUUUCUCCAAAUAUACUAAGAUAGAUUGCUCUGUUGGUGUUUUUUUUUUUUUCAGACAAACUAAACAUUUCAGGUCAAUAAUUCAACGUAGGGUAAGAAUACACAUUUUCCUACAACUGGAAAUGUAAAUUGAUGUGAAAUUUAGGAUUGUUUAUCAGUCAUGAUGUGAUUUACAACCUGGUGUUCUGUUUUUGUCCAGCAGAGGGCAGCAUAUGAACAGCUCUCAGGGAAGGAUCCAAACUGCACAAAGACUCACUUCCUUGUGAUUCAGUGAAUCAGUCCUGACUUUAAACGUCACUUUCCAGAAAUGAAAGUAAGUGUUUGUCAGAGUGAAGCCUGAGCUGCCGUCGAGAGAAACGUGUUUCCUCCUGAAGACCAACUAAGUUCAUCUGUUUCUUCUCAGCAACAGACUCUAACUCUGAGUUCAGAAAUGUCUUCUGGCAGCAACCUGAGGUCUGAGGAUCAGUUUCUGUGCUCCAUCUGUCUGGAUGUGUUCACUGAUCCAGUCAGCACACCAUGUGGACACAACUUCUGCAAAGCCUGCAUCACUCACUACUGGGAGGAAAAUGAAAGAUGUCAGUGUCCUGUAUGUAAGAAGGUGUUCAAGAUGAGACCUGAGGUGGAAGUCAACACCUUCAUCAGAGAGAUGGUUGCUCAGUUCAGACAUGAAGCUCAGCAGGAAGCCAGCAGCAGCAGCUCAGCUGCUAAACCAGGAGAAGUUCCCUGUGACGUCUGCACUGGAACCAAGCUGAAGGCCCUGAAGUCCUGCCUGGUGUGUCAGGUCUCCUACUGUCAGACUCACCUGGAGCCUCAUCGGACCACUCCAGGUCUGAAGAAACAUCAGCUGAUGGAGCCUGUGGAGAACCUGGAGGACAGGAUGUGUCUGCAGCACGAUAAACCUCUGGAGCUGUUCUGUAGGACCGACCAGACAUGUGUCUGCUUAGUCUGUCCUGUUCUAGACCACAAGAACCACGAGUUUGUUCCUCUGAGAGAAGAAUCUGAAGGAAAGAAGGCAGAGCUGAAGAAGACCGAGGCUGAAGUUCAGAAGAUGAUCCAGAGCAGACGAGUGAAGAUCCAGCAGAUCAAAGAGUCGGUGAAGAUCAGUAAAGAUGCUGCAGACAGAGAGAAAGCAGAAGGUGUUCAGGUCUUCACUGCUCUGAAGGAGGCUGCUGAGAGAGGCCUGGAGGAGCUCAUCAAGGAGAUCCAAGACAAACAGAAAACUGCAGAGAAACAGGCUGAAGACUUCAUCAAAGAUCUGGAGCAGGAAAUCUCUGAGCUGAUGAAGAGGAGCUCUGAGGUGAAGCAGCUCUCACAGUCUGAAGACCACCUCCACCUCCUCCAAAGCUUCUCCUCCCUGAAAGCUGCUCCACCCACCAAGAACUGGAGAGAGGUCAGAGUUCAUCCUCCAUCAUAUGAGGGGACUGUGGUGAGAGCUGCUGCUCAGCUGCUGGAGGAGAUGAAGAAGAUCAAGAAGAUGUUGGAGCUGAAGAGGGUCCAGCAGUAUGCAGUGGAUGUGACUCUGGAUCCUGAUACAGCUCAUCCUGACCUCAUCCUGUCUGAUGAUGGAAAACAGGUGAAACAUGGAGAUGUAGGGAAGGAGCUUCCAGACAAUCCAGAGAGAUUUUCUGAGUGUGUUAAUGUUUUAGGACAUCAGAGUUUCUCUUCAGGCAGAUUUUACUUUGAGGUUCAGGUUAAAGGAAAAACUGACUGGGAUUUAGGAGUGGCCAGAGAGUCCAUCAACAGGAAGGGACAAAUCACUCUGAGUCCUCAGGAUGGUUUCUGGACUGUUUGGUUGAGAAAUGGAAAUGAGUACGAAGCCAAUGCUGGACCUCCAGUCCGUCUCCAUGUCCAGCCUGGUCCUGAGAAGGUGGGGGUGUUUGUGGAUUAUGAGGAGGGUCUGGUCUCCUUUUAUGAUGUAGAUGCUGCAGCUCUGAUCUACUCCUUUACCGGCUGCUGCUUCACUGAGAAGAUCUACCCAUACUUUGGUCCCUGUCCAAAUUAUGGAGGUAAAAACUCUGCUCCUCUGAUCAUCUGUUAAUCAGGAUGAUUUUAUCUUUGAUGAACCAGAAUCAGAACCAGAUACAGCUCCAUGAACAAAGAACCUCUGGGUGAAUAACCUCCACUCUAAGUGACUCUGUAGGAGAAGUCUUUAGGUCUAUUUCACAAAACCAAGAUAUAGAAUUAAACCAGGAUUUUCCAGAUAUUCUGGCUAAAUUAAGCCUGGACUCACAUCAGUUACCAUGGUGAUUUAUCCUGCUCCAGACCAGGCUAACAGGUUUAGUUAAUCCUGGUUCCUUCUCUGUUCAUUGAACUGAUCAGAAAUCAGUGAGUUUGUCACUGAUUCUGUUUCCUGAGUGUUUUUUUUUUUUUCAGCCCGCUUUAAAAUCCUACUGAUACACUUUGGUAUUCAGUCAAGUACUAUAAUAAUUUUAAAUUAUGAUGGUAGCCUGAACAUUUGUUAACUUUAUAAUUAUCCAUGUGGGCGUUGUUACUGUUUAACUGUGUUUUUGAAGACUGUUGUUGUUCUGACUUUGACAGAAAGGUUUAAUAGACUGUUGCUGCUGUUGAGGGAAUUAGAAUAGCUGGUGAAGAAUCAAAGGUGUUGUCAAUAAAAUCUGGUGUUAAACCAUUUUCAACGAAAUCCUGCAACUCUAGGGGGCGCUGUUCUACUGCCUCCUCCCAAAAAAAAGAACAUGUUUCUCCUCAAGUGCACAAAAUAUGCAUUUCACAGCCUUAACAGAAAAAUAAAGAAUACAAACCA
Molecule: messenger RNA, 2766 nt
Organism: Fundulus heteroclitus (mummichog)
Lineage: Eukaryota; Metazoa; Chordata; Actinopteri; Cyprinodontiformes; Fundulidae
Product: E3 ubiquitin-protein ligase TRIM21-like
Exons: 2
Coding region: 436-2043 (535 amino acids)
Molecular function (GO): zinc ion binding; protein binding
Source: RefSeq, a predicted model, not a curated record